AAGUUUAUUUUCCUUUUUGCAAUAUAGUCAUUUUGUUGACGACAAACCGAAAUUCUUAGUAAAAAUGUCUCAAGAAGUAGAAGAGACGCUGAAGCGAAUCCAAAGCCACAAGGGAGUCGUCGGCACAAUUGUCGUCAACAAUGAAGGUAUUCCGGUGAAGUCGACGCUUGACAACACGACAACCGUUCAAUACGCUGGCCUGAUGAGUCAACUGGCAGACAAGGCGAGAAGUGUGGUGCGGGAUUUGGAUCCAUCCAAUGAUAUGACAUUCCUGCGAGUUCGCUCCAAGAAACAUGAAAUAAUGGUUGCUCCCGAUAAGGACUUUAUUCUUAUUGUCAUACAGAAUCCAACUGAUUAAAUGCCCAUCAUUGCUUAUAAUUGCUGUAAA
Messenger RNA from Drosophila grimshawi, 388 nucleotides. It is a transcript of the gene robl, whose product is annotated as dynein light chain roadblock-type 2. Bases 65 to 358 code for a protein of 97 amino acids. Gene Ontology annotation, biological process: microtubule-based movement. The transcript has 3 exons. Gene Ontology annotation, cellular component: centrosome; cytoplasm; cytoplasmic dynein complex. Gene Ontology annotation, molecular function: dynein intermediate chain binding. NCBI's taxonomy places the organism in Eukaryota, Metazoa, Arthropoda, Insecta, Diptera, Drosophilidae. The record is from RefSeq and is a predicted model, not a curated record.